AUGGGUCGUCUUGCUGGUAAAAACGCCGUCGUUACCGGUGCCGCUGGUGGCAUCGGCCUCGAAACCACCAUCCUCUUCGCCAAAGAAGGCGCCAACGUGCUCAUGGCCGACAUUUCUGAGCCCGCUCUGGAAAAGGCCCUGGCCAAGGUCAAGCAGCUCGUUCCCUCUGCCAAGGUUGAAACAAAGGUACGCACCAUGUCCAGUCCCCAGUCACCAACAACCAGAAAGGGACAGCAGACUAAAAGCAAUUCAUCACAGAAAUGUGACGUCUCCAAAGAAGCCGACGUCAAAGCCCUCGUCGAAUCCGUCGACCCCUGGGGCGGCCUCGACAUCAUCUUCAACAACGCCGGCAUCAUGCACGCCAAGGACGACGACGCCGUCAACACCCCCGAGGAGAUCUGGGACCUCACGCAAAACAUCAACGUCAAGGGCGUCUGGUUCGGCUGCAAGCACGCCGUGCUCUCGCUGCGCCGCCACAAAAAGACCAAGGGCAGCAUCAUCAACACGGCCUCGGUCGUCGCCAUCGUCGGCGCCGCCACGCCCCAGCUCGCCUACACGGCCUCCAAGGGCGCCGUGCUGGCCCUGACGCGCGAGCUGGCCAUGGUCCACGCCCGCGAGGGCUUCAGGUUCAACAGCCUGUGCCCCGCGCCGCUCAACACCCCGCUGCUGCAGGACUGGCUGGGCGACGACCAGGCCAAGCGUCACCGCCGCGAGGUGCACUUCCCCACGGGCCGCUUCGGCGAGGCCAUCGAGCAGGCUCAUGCCGUCGUGUUCCUGGCCAGUGACGAGGCCAGCUUUGUGAAUGGCCACGACUUUGUCGUCGACGGCGGCAUGACCAAGGCCUAUGUUACCCCGGAGGGGCCCGCUGCUGCCGCCCCCCAGAACAAUGCUUCCAAGAACUCGUUGGCGUAG
Molecule: messenger RNA, 912 nt
Organism: Metarhizium brunneum ARSEF 3297
Lineage: Eukaryota; Fungi; Ascomycota; Sordariomycetes; Hypocreales; Clavicipitaceae
Source: RefSeq, a predicted model, not a curated record